This is a messenger RNA of Capsicum annuum, 6762 nucleotides long. RefSeq lists its product as uncharacterized. The transcript has 2 exons. The coding region runs from base 3098 to 3994 and encodes 298 amino acids. The record is from RefSeq and is a predicted model, not a curated record. NCBI's taxonomy places the organism in Eukaryota, Viridiplantae, Streptophyta, Magnoliopsida, Solanales, Solanaceae.
UGGAUCAAAUUAGUCAAGGGUUGCCAAAAGCAACAAGCGUGUCUUUCAUCUCCCAAGAAAAUCAUACGUGUGCCCCUCCACUCUUCCCAAAAAUAGAAGCGUAUCGUCACAUCUCCUUUCCCAAAACGAUCACAAAGCAGACGCCCUUUUCUUUUCUCUUUCUUCACCUCUCUUCUUCACUAUCAAAAUCAACCAUCUAAACCCUAGCCUCCACCAUGGCAGAGCCGCUAGCCUGCAAAGAAGCUCCCCGUGUUUCCAUUUCCCACCCCGAAAAUCUGCAAAAACAGUAGAAUCAGCACCAUUUCGGGGGUAGGAAUUCAAAAAUCUUUCAAAUCCAUCAUCCAUCAAUCUGUCACUCCACUGUAACAGCAAAAUCAGAUGUUGCUUUGGUGAAAAAAUUCAAAUUUCGUCAAAUCCGCCAUUUUGGGUUUGAAAUGCUUGGGAAAUUUGGAGGUUUCUCGAAUCUCGCAUUUUAUUCAAAUUUUGGCUUCAAAUCCGGACAUUCAAGUCCGGAUUUAGCCUAUAAAAGGGGGCGGAAGAGACCAAGGAAGAGAUAGAAGAAAAAAGGGGGAAAAGCGGAAUUUUGGAGGAAAACAAAAGGAAAACAGAGAGAAAAAUCUAGUGAAGUAAAAUUAACCGCGCGUGGAGUUUCUCAAUGGAACCUGUUUUGACCCAAUAUCGGGUCAAACGUUAUUAGGAUCGCAGAGCUUCGGAGUCGCGCAAAUUGAAGCCAAAACUCCUAAAUGGAGUCUAGUAUCGCUUUUCAUCUUUCGAUUUAAUUUGUACUUGUCAUGUUUAGUUUUAGAAUGAUACUAACUCUUGUUAUUGAUUUUUUUUUAACUCUAUUUGAUUAUCAAAUUUGUGUUGCCGCAUUACUUGUCUAUCCUUUUAGAAGUAAUGUUCUGAGCUUUUCAAAUAACGCAUAAUCAAUACUAGAUUAAGAAAAAAUGCAUUUUAUCAUACUUGGCUAAUUUUUUUUUUAAAAACUAAUUUUUCCCUUAAAAGGUGUUUGCAAUAAAUCGAUGUGGUAAUCUCUACAUUUUUUUCUUAAGACAAAUAAAAAUAAAUAAAUGAAUUGGAAUUUCACAUAUUAAAUUUGUGGGAGAAUAAUUUUCCUAAGAUUUCAGAUUUCUUAAAGAGGUUGUCUGCUAAUUUUAACUUAUUUUUUUAUAAAUAAUGCCAAUGCUUUACAUUUUUCUUAUGUUUAUUCAAGUUUUUUCCUAGAUCUCAAAGGCUAAGAAACGCAAGGUAUGCUCAUGCUGUCAUGUACGAGGUAUGUUUUAUAACUAUGGUUAUUAUUUUAGUAUACAUUAUUAUCGUCAUUGCUAUUUUUAUUAUUAUUAUGUUUGUUGUUGUUAUUGUUAUUGUUAUUGUUAUUGUUAUUGUUAUUGUUAUUAUUAUUAUUAUUAUUAUUAUUAUUAUUAUUAUUAUUAUUAUGGUUUAAAAAACUCCUUCGCAUGCUAUUACAAUUAUUAAUUUUAUAUAAAUUCAAUUUAUUCACAAUCUUUCACAUAUUUCUCAUAUACUCUUAAAUAUACAUUUCCUAAAAAAUUUUCAUGCUGUAAAAUACUUUUGUUUACUCUAUAAUAAUUUUAGUUAUAUACUUAACUUCACAUAUUUUAAAUUUUCUAAUUAAAUUAUGAGACUUUGCACUUUUAUAAUAUAUGUGUGAAUUAUAUUAUCACUCUUUACAUACUUAAAAUGCAUGUAUAUUUUUGCAAUAAGGAUAUUACUCUCUUGUACAUGGUAGCCCCACGUUCGGUAUACCUGAAAUUUUCUUUUACAUAAAAUAACAAAUAGAAAAAUAAUGAUGAAAGUUUUCUUAUCACCAUUUUAGAAAAUAACAAAAAUAAAAAUUCUUUUUCAAAUAUUUUUCCUAAACUAAGUGUAAGGACGAUCUUCGGGUUGGCUCGGAGGGGUGUCGAACACUUUCUUCUCGUGUAACUAAAAUUCUUUCUUAGAAUCUCAAAAAGUUUUCGAAAGGCGAAAACGGAGUUUUCUACAUAAGAAAUGAUUUUUCCUAAAUUUUCUAAAAAGUUAGGUGGCGAUUCUAUAAAAUGAAUUUUAAAACCCAAGAGUCACGACACUAGUCACCAUAAGAAAUGGUUUUUCCUAAUUUUCCUAAAAAGUUAGGUGGCGACUCUAUAAAAUGAAUUUUAAAACUCAAGAGUCACGACACUAGUCGCCAUAUGUUGUGUGAUUUUUCAACCGGUUUGAAAUAGGGGGCGAUUGUUGUAUCUUGUUUUGAUAAUGAGCAGCUGACUUCAAGGGACCAGGUCUCUGAAUGUUCAAAGGUACAGUACAGCUGGCAUGCGUCUACACAAUUUUGUUUUGUUAUGUAACAAACUGUGCAGGUGCUGUUUGUACUACUUAGGACACUUGGUCCAAUAAUAUUCAACCCUAAUCAUCACUCAUCUAUUAAAGGAAAAGGAUGCACCUUCAUCAAGUGAUUUUUGCAAAUUCGAAAAUUGAAGAGUGAGGGGAAGGCAAAAACUCAAUGUUCUUCAUUGCUCAAGUAAAGCUCAAGUUCUUAUUUCUUGUAUAAGCUAAAAGAGGAGUGUUCUUGAGUGAAUCCUAAGUUUGUUGCUGAUUAGUGUUAGUCAUCUUUGAGGGUGUCUUGAUAGAAUUGUCAAGGUGAAGUUGUAGUAGAGUUGCUACAAGCAGGAGGAGCCUAGAUUUAGGUUGAAAUUAAGUCUGCUAUCAAGAGGUUGAUUAUACUGGAUUUCUAAGAAACUUGUGAGGGCAAACCGUAGUUUUUUUUCCCUUGAGCAAGGGUGUUUUCACGUUAAAUCUUGUGUUCUUUACAUUUCUUGCACUGUCUUUUGUUCUUGGUUGGUUUACUGUUUUUUGCUUGUGAUUGACUUUGAGGUACCUGGUCCCUCACUGUGUGGUGCAACCAUUUAAGGGUUUCAAUGAUUGGUAUCAGAGUUGGUUCACUCUAAGAGGUGCACACCCAGAGUGUCUUGGUUAUCAUGGUUGCUUCACCUAAUCUAGAAUAAGGGCAAUCUAUCACUAAACCACCUAGUUUUAAUGGUAGUAUUAUAGAUGGUGGAAAACCAGGAUGAUUGACUUUAUUAUAGCUUAGGAUAGUAAGCUGAUGGACAUAAUCCUUGAUGGUCCUCAUAUUCCUGUUAAAGAAGUCAAAGAAGGAGAAAUAACUAGAAUGGUUGUUAAAAGAAGGAGAGAUUAUGAUGAUGAAGACAGAAAGAAAAUUGAGAAUAAUUAUAAGUCCAAGAAAUUGCUAGUUUGUGGUAUAGAGAUUGAUGAAUAUAAUAGGAUCUCAACUUGUGAAAAUGCCAAAGAGAUCUCAAAUUGCUUGAGGACUACUUAUGAAGGCACUACUGAUAUGAAGGAUUCUAAGGUAGACAUGCUGACUACUCAGUGUGAAACCUUCACCAUGAAAGAAGGAGAAACCAUCCAAGAAAUACAUACAAGAUUCACUUUUAUCACAAAUGAGCUUCACUGCUUAGGAGAAGUGAUUUCCUUGUACAAGCAAGUGAGGAAGAUUCUUGGGGUUCUUCCUAAGUCCUACGAAAGCAAAGUGGAUUCUAUAACUGAAGCAAGAAACCUGAAGGCCCUCACAAUGGAUAAAUUGAUUGGAAACCUAAAUACUUAUGAGCUCAAGAAACAGCAAGAGCUAGAGAAGAAAGAAGUUAAAAGAGAAAAAUGUCUUGGAUUGAAGGCUUCAAAAUAUGAUUCAAGUGAAGAUGAUAUUCAUGCUGCCUAUUUGGAAAAUAGGAUUGUUAGAUCAAUGAAGAAGAAUGGUCAGAUCCAAAGAAAAGGAAGCAGUAGUAAAAAGGGAAACAAUGUUAAGGCAUGUCACAAAUGUGGGAGUCCUGAGAAUUUUAUCAAAAACUGUCCAAUGCACAAAUUAGAUUAUCAGGAACAUCUCAAGACUCGAAGUGACAAGGGAAAGAAUAGGGGUCUGGUCCUUGAAAAUUCAAGAAGGAAAGUUGCAGUUGAUUACGCAGUAAAGCAAGCUCUAACAACAUAAGGAGAUUCUUCCUGUGAAUCUAUGGGGAUGAGAGUCCUAGAGUUGUGUCUAUGUUAGCAUUAGAAGAUAGUCUAAUUAUCUAUGAUUCCUUGUUUGCAUUCAUGGAAAAUACAAAAGAUGAAGAAAAAAAAGGUAGCUCUUUCUGAUAUUAAGGAAAACCUAGAUAACUACACUGUUAGGAAGAUAAAAGGCUUGCAAGUGUGUUGAUAGACUCUGUGUGUGAAUUGACAGAUAAGAAAAAUGCUUUAGAGGUGAAAUUAGACAAUCCAGAACUUGAACUGAUUACUCUAGCUCUCCAAAUAUCUGAAAUUGAAGAAAUGGUUACUAAAGUAAAUUUUGAAAAUCGGGGUUGCAUGAGUCAUUUAGAGAAGUUAAAUGCUUUGGAUGGUAGGGAAGAAAGAAGCUCCAUGGAUUUAGAUUGAACUUGAAGAGAAACUGAAGGUUUCUCAAAGGCAUCUUAUGUGUGCACUACACAAGAAUAAAGUGUUGGAAAGAGACCUGUUCCUUUUAAGAGAAGGGCUUAAUAAAUCUCUUAAAUGACUAUAUCAUCAAACAUCCCUUCUAACUUAACCAUUCAAGGUGCUAAUAAUAGAAAAGGUCUUAGUUAUCAAGGAAAAAUUGAACCUACUGGGUCUCAUGGAAAGGCUGAUCCUAAUGCUAGAAACAAAGUCCACAAGCCUCUAUGUACCCAUUGUGGAAGAGAUGGGCACAUGAAGAAAAAUUAUUAAAGAUAGCUUAGAGCCAAAAUAAAUGGUUCCAGAGAUGUUCAGCGUUGAAAAUCGCAUCCUAAGGGGUUAAAUCCACUAAAAAUUGUGAAGAGGAAUCUAUCACUACCUAAAUGGGCCAAGAAGGUUUUGAUCACACCAUUGUCCUCCUAUUGGGAACUCAAGCUCAAGUGGGCUCCUAAAUCCAAAAAGUGAUCAUGGUUCUAGGUGUGAGAAAAGGGAUUACAGUUAGGAAUGGGUAUUGAUAAUAUGUGUUCUAAGCUCAAUAUUGGACAUCUAACUGGAUUAUCUCUCUCGAGACACUUCAAGGUGGAAGUGUCUCAUUUUGAAUUAGUUGGUUUCAAGGGACCUGGUCCAAAAGGAAUUCAUCUUAGAUGAAAGUUCUUGAGGCGGUAUGAGUGAAGUAAAGUUUGGGACUUGGUCAUCAGACUUGUUCUAAAAAGCAAGUUAAGACUGAGCUUGAUCAAAAUACCCUUACCCAAUAUUUGAGUUAUGUCUCUCCUCAAAAUUGGCUAUGUUAAGGAGGUAGGUGUCCAUGAUAAAGAAGGUUCAUGUUUAAUUCAGUUCCAUAUCUUUGUAGGUAUACACCCAUGGGGACAACUUAGGAGGAGAAUAGUUGAAGCAAACACAAGUACAAAAUUCAGUAAAAAAGAGAGGGACCUGGUCCCAUCUCUCAGGUUAGUACCAAAAUAAUUUGCCUUACAAAUUCAUCAGAUUUUUGUUUUAAAAAGGCCACAUGUCUUUUCUUAUCUUAACAAAGUUGUCAAUUCAAAAAUUCAAACGUGAAGAGUCAUACCGUUUGCGAUUAAACACAUCAAUCUAGAAAAGUAACUCUUAAAUGUCGAACGGUGGUCUCCUUAAUUAUAAAUUCAAAUCCUAUUGUUUCAUUCUCUUCUAAAUUAACUCAAAACAUUCUUUUCUUUCUUAAUCAAAAUUGGUCCUUUUCUUUUCCCUUCUUAAAAAAAAUCAAAAUGUCUGAAAUUUCAUCUUCUUCAAUCCCCAUGAAAUAAUUGUCCACUGCCUCAAGAGUCAGUAAGUGCUUUACGUAUUAGUUCUUCUUAUGAAAUUCCUGAAACCCUAGGAGAAACUACUCAAUUCGAAAUUCUAAGCUCCAGCAAAUGUCCUGAUGAGUCAAUUUUGGAAAAUGACGUAAAUAAAGGAUUUGGUUCCCCAAUUAACUAAAAAGUUCCUCAAGGACAUCUUCUCUAAAAAAAACCAAAGUCCUCCAGUGUUUCUCAAAUCCAUGUCCCCUCUAAAAAAAUUGAAAGAUACUAAAAUGAAAAAGUACUUACAGUACUUGGUUCCCCUACCCCUUCUGAGUCAAACCCUAUCCUUUCCCAAUUAUGUGAUGAAAGAGUUCAAAUAGAGAAUCUGAUUCACUUAGCAGCGUAAACUUGAUGGCUGAAAAUUUGCUUUUACUUGCUUACGAAACCAAGGAAAGUUUAGUAUGUGCAGAGGAGAAAAUUGCAGGAGAAAAAGUUGAUUUAACAAAGGAAGGGGGGUUUGUAUUACCUCCAGAUGAGGAAGAUGAAGAGGAAGAGGGUGAGGAUAAACAACCUCUAAUUUGGAGAAUGAAUAAACCAGGGGACGGUAAAGAAAAAGGGAAAAUGAGUGACACUAGUGUACAAGUUAUAAGAUCUUAUUCUACGGGGGUCUGAAAAGAAAUUGCUAGCAGAUGCCAUGAAGGAAAUUAAGUCUUCUACCACUAAAAGUAGAAUACUCACGAAAUCUACUGUAGAGAAUGAAGAAAAUCAUGAAGUUGUGGAGGUUAGAGAAGAUGAGGACACUAUUCUGAUAUUGCUAUUGCAACUAAGAAGAAAAGAUAAGAAGUUCAUGAUGCUAAGAGGACCUGGUCCUCUGGUCCAAAGUCUAGCAGUACUGUUGUUCUUAACACCUAAUUUUUGUCCUCUAUAACUAAGUUUAAUUCCAAGUUUUUUCGAUUUUCAAAUAAAAUUACAAUAUUUAUUUCAUCCGAAUAAAAACUUUUCAAAGUAUUUAUUUGGGUAGUUUUGUUAUUUUAAGUAGCGAUUAUAUAUUACUGAA